Molecule: messenger RNA, 1344 nt
Organism: Drosophila erecta
Lineage: Eukaryota; Metazoa; Arthropoda; Insecta; Diptera; Drosophilidae
Gene: DIP-iota
Product: igLON family member 5
Exons: 6
Coding region: 208-1338 (376 amino acids)
Cellular component (GO): neuron projection
Source: RefSeq, a predicted model, not a curated record
CGACCAGUUGUACGAGUGUGCGGACGUUUGGCCACGGCAAUCGGCGGAAAACUUCAUCCGCAGAACCGGAAAAAAUACAUUUGCGCUGGUGCGGCGGAAGUUGAACUUCGGCCAUUUGGGCAGUGAAAGUGGCAAAGUAAAAAAUUAAAGUGGGAACACAGCAAAUAUUAAAAAGUUUCGCACCUUGGUCGCGCUUGAGUUUCGGCCAUGAGCAGACGAUUCCCCAGCUUUUGGCUGCUGCUCAUGCAGUCCUUGUGUUUGAGCCAGGCCAGCUUUUCGGAACUAAACAAUUCGGAUCCCAAGUUCAGCGGUCCCAUCAACAAUUCAACAGUUCCCGUGGGACGGGAUGCCCUGCUCACGUGCGUUGUCCACGACCUGGUUAGCUUCAAGGUGGCCUGGCUGCGAGUGGACACGCAGACGAUACUGAGCAUCCAGAACCAUGUCAUCACCAAGAACCAUCGCAUCUCCAUCUCCCACACGGAGCACCGCAUCUGGCAGCUGAAAAUACGCGAUGUUCACGAGUCGGAUCGCGGAUGGUACAUGUGCCAAAUCAACACGGAUCCCAUGAAGAGCCAAAUGGGCUACCUGGACGUCGUGGUGCCGCCAGACAUCGUAGACUAUCAAACCAGCCAGGACGUAGUUCGUUCCUCGGGCCAGAACGUGACACUCACUUGCAGUGCGACCGGAGUUCCCAUGCCCACCAUUACCUGGCGUCGCGAGGAAUCGACUCCGAUCCUGGUUUCAGACGACGGCGAUCGGGAAGUGUUCAGUGUGGAGGGUCAGAAUCUCACACUGUGGCAGCUGCAGCGCGCCCACAUGGGCGCCUACCUCUGCAUUGCCUCCAACGGUGUGCCGCCCACAGUGAGCAAGCGCGUCAUGUUGGUGGUGAACUUUGCGCCAACGAUCUGGACACGCUACGAUACCAUCUACGUGGGCCUGGGCCAAAAGCUGACGCUGGAGUGCAUCACAGAAUCGCAGCCGGCAUCGGUGAACUUCUGGCUGAGGGACUCGCAACUGCUGCAAGGAGGUUCCUAUGAGUCGGUCUCGGUGGACCACGUCUUUCGGAUCGUGAUGCGGAUCACACUGCGCCCGAUAACGAAAAGAGACUUUGGAGAGUACAUAUGCAGGGCAAAGAAUGCGAUGGGUCAGACAGAUCGGAUUAUAACAGUGCAUCAUAAGGCCAAGAGGCAUGGGCAGCACUCGCACCAAACUUCCUCCCGCGAAAGUCAGUUCAUUGUCAUCGAAGAAUACAUAGCGAAUGUGUCUGACAAGAGCUGCAGUUUCCAACCCCUUUGGAUAAUGUUUCUAUGUUUCGUCAAUAAAGUGUCACUUUUGUGAGCAAUC